ACUCUUUUGUUUCAUUUUUCGGUUAUAAAAACUUUUCUCACUCAAUAAACCAGCCUAACAUUACGUGCUGAAAUUUGUAUAUCUAUGAAUGACUAAGCUUUCCAAAGCUAAGGUUGUGGGGGCAACACUCCUUUUUAUGGGUUAUCACAUUGUUGUGUCUUGUAGUAGAUUCACCAACCCUGUUUUACGGAACAAUUUUCACAUUGUUACCACUCCAUUGCCGCGCCACCCAUGUUCGUUUCUUUACUCCACCAUAUCAUUUGGGUCACCACCACCAUUGGGUGCAUAUCAUUCCCACUUACUCAAGAAUGGCUCUCUUCAAAAUUUGAACUUGGCUAACUAUCUUUUGUCUCUCUAUGUUAAAUCCAGCAAUAUGAACCAUGCCCAUAAGCUGUUCUAUGAAAUUCCCCAUAAAAACACUCAGACAUGGACAAUCCUUAUAUCAGGUUUUGCUAGAGCUGGCUCCUCAGAGAUGGUCUUUAACCUUUUUAGAGAAAUGCAGGCAAAGGGUGCUCUUCCAAAUCAGUAUACAUUGUCUAGUGUUUUCAAGUGUUGUUCAGCUGAAAACAAUCUUCAAAUGGGUAAAGGAAUCCAUGCGUGGGUUCUCAGGAAUGGGGUUGAUGGAGAUGUUGUGCUGGAGAAUUCUAUUCUUGAUCUUUACUUGAAAUGCAAGGCUUUUGAAUAUGCUGAAAGUUUUUUUGAGUUGAUGAUUGAGAAAGACAUUGUGUCGUGGAAUAUAAUGACCGGUUCAUAUCUCCGUGUAGGAGAUGUGGAGAAGUCUCUUGACAUGUUCAGGAAGUUUCCUUACAAGGAUGUUGUGAGUUGGAAUACUAUCAUAGACGGGUUUAUGCAAUGCGGUUAUGAAAGACUGGCUUUGGAACAACUCUAUCGUAUGGUGGAAUAUGGGACUGAAUUCUCUGCUAUCACUUUCUCCAUAGCUCUCAUUUUGGCGUCCUCUUUGUCACUUGUGGAAGUUGGGAGACAACUUCAUGGAAGGGUCUUAAAAUUUGGUCUCAACAGUGAUGGCUUUAUAAGGAGUUCACUUGUGGAAAUGUAUGGCAAGUGUGGGAGAAUGGAUAAGGCAUCUACAAUUCUCAAAGAUGUACCUCUCAAUUUUUUGAGAAAAGAGAAUUUUGGAGUUACUUGCAAGGAACCAAAGGCAGGAAUGGUUUCAUGGAGUUCAAUGGUUUCUGGUUAUGUUUGGAAUGGAAAGUAUGAAGAUGGUAUGAAAAUUUUCAGGUCAAUGGUUCGCGAACUGGUUGUAGUCGACAUUCGAACUGUUGUAACCAUUAUUUCGGCCUGUGCUAAUGCUGGAAUUUUGGAGUUUGGUAAACAGAUUCAUGCAUACAUUCAGAAAAUCGGGCUUAGGAUAGAUGCUUACGUUGGUUCUUCGUUAAUUGAUAUGUAUUCUAAAUCUGGUAGCUUGGACGACGCUUGGAUGAUUUUCAGACGAAUCAAUGAACCAAAUGUUGUCUUGUGGACUUCAAUGAUAUCUGGCUGUGCUCUACAUGGUCAAGGAAGGAAUGCAAUUAGUCUCUUUGAAGGAAUGUUGCAUCAGGGUAUCAUUCCAAAUGAGGUUAGUUUUGUAGCGGUUUUAAAUGCAUGCAGCCAUGUAGGGCUUAUUGAAGAAGGAUGUAGAUAUUUUAAGAUGAUGAAAGAUAUUUAUCACAUCAACCCUGAAGUUGAGCACUACACUUCUAUGGUCAAUCUUUAUGGUAGAUCAGGUCACUUGUUUGAGGCAAAAAACUUCAUCUUUGAAAAUGGCAUCUCUCACUUGACUCCUGUAUGGAGGUCAUUUUUAUCUUCGUGUCGUCUUCAUAAAAAUAUUGAGAUGGGAAAGUCGGUUUCUGAAAUGCUACUUCAAAGUGCGCCGUCUGAUCCAGACGCGUAUAUUUUGCUAUCAAACAUGUGUUCUUCGAAUCAUAGAUGGGACGAAGCUGCCAAAGUAAGGGGUUUAAUGCAUCAAAGAGGUGUUAAGAAGCAGCCUGGUCAAUCUUGGAUUCAACUAAAGGAUCAAAUCCACACUUUUAUAGUGGGAGAUAGGUCUCACCCACAAGACAAGGAAAUAUAUUCACAUCUUGAUUCUUUAAUAGGAAGAUUGAAGGAAAUUGGAUAUUCCCUCGAUGUAAAAUUGGUCAUGCAGGAUGUAGAAGAAGAACAAAGGGAAGUACUUAUUAGUCAUCACAGUGAAAAACUUGCACUUGUGUUUGGUAUCAUUAACACAUCACAGAGGACUCCAAUUCGAAUCAUGAAGAACCUCCGGAUUUGUACCGAUUGCCAUAACUUCAUCAAGUAUGCAUCUCAACUUCUAGAACGUGACAUAAUUGUCAGAGAUACACAUAGGUUCCAUCAUUUUAAGCAGGGUAAUUGCUCUUGUGGAGACUAUUGGUGACAUAAGGUAAAAUGUAUCUAUACAACAGUAGAUGCUAGACUGACCAUGACCAAUCAUUUCAAUAUCGAUAUCAUCUAUAUUCCGAGACUCAAUCAUCUAAGUUGUUACAAAGUGUUGAUGAAGUAGAGCAUCAAAUCGGAUGAAAGUUACAUUCCGAGACUUAAUCAUCUAAGUUAUGCUCAAAACAUGACCCUGGUAUGUAUUGUAUCAGUAUUUGUAACCAAAGAUUUAAUUUUUCCUGAUAUAUUAUGAUUUUUGUGUAUUCAGCAUUCAAAUGGCCUGGCCUGGCUUAGCCGGGCCAGUUAAAUCAGGACUGGGCUAGGAUGAGACAUUCACAAGACCCUAUAAGGACUCACCUAAUUCUCUUGAAUCUUGAUGCUUAAGGGAGUGUACAUCAAGGAUGCUCUGGCACAAGUUUUAAAUUUGUAGCACUUUUAUUAUUCCUUUGUAUUCUUCUAGUGAUCUGUGGCUUUAGUAGUUAAGCAUUAUUAUAAGAUCAAAUCAGUAUUAUAUGCUUGAAAUUGUAAG
This is a messenger RNA of Trifolium pratense (red clover), 2920 nucleotides long. RefSeq names its product putative pentatricopeptide repeat-containing protein At3g23330. Gene Ontology annotation, molecular function: RNA binding; zinc ion binding; protein binding. The transcript has 2 exons. The record is from RefSeq and is a predicted model, not a curated record. Bases 89 to 2392 code for a protein of 767 amino acids. Gene Ontology annotation, biological process: RNA modification. Lineage: Eukaryota; Viridiplantae; Streptophyta; Magnoliopsida; Fabales; Fabaceae.